Messenger RNA from Urocitellus parryii (Arctic ground squirrel), 1347 nucleotides. NCBI's taxonomy places the organism in Eukaryota, Metazoa, Chordata, Mammalia, Rodentia, Sciuridae. The record is from RefSeq and is a predicted model, not a curated record.
UAUUAGCCGUCCGAGCGCAGGAAUCCGGCCCGACCCGCGCCGCCUAGUUUAUUUUUAACCAGCACCGCGGGGACUCGGAUGGUGCACGCACCGCCGGCCAGAAACAUCUUCCCAGCGCAGCUCUCCAUCUUCCGCCCUCUCUCCCCCGACAUCCUCCCCCCCAUGUGGGAGGGGAAACUUUUCUCCUACAUACUUUCGAGUCCCUCUCGGGCCGGGAAGCACGGAGAUGACGGCGCCCGCCCGCCCGCCGCCGCCGCCGCAAGGUUGCUCCAACUCUGUGCUCCAGAAGUGGUGACUUUGAGGUGUGACCCUGCCCACAUUUGGGCCCAACCGGUGCCAGCUUCUCAAUAAGGAGGUCUUGACUUGAUAAGACGAGAAAAACAGUGUCAACCAGUGAUAGCCCGUAGAGGAAAAAAGAAGUAAACACGGAGCCAUUUCUUCCUGCGUGUGGAUGGUAGUUCUCGCAGGGGGAAAUUUCACGGUUUAUCAGUUGGCAAAAAAAUGGAGUUCUAUGACAGAGGCUUCUUAGAAGCAUAAACUCCUGUCCCAAUGACGUCAAGUUCGCCUGUUGGCUUGGAAGGCCCGGACCUGUCUUCCAUCAACACCAUGAUGUCAGCAGUAAUGAGUGUAGGGAACGUCACAGAGAAUGGAGGGAGCCCCCAGGGCAUCAAGUCCCCGGUGAAGCCUCCAGGACCAAAUAGGAUUGGCAGAAGGAACCAGGAAAUGAAAGAGGAGAAGUCUUCCUACAACUGCCCCCUGUGUGAAAAGAUUUGCACUACCCAGCACCAGUUGACUAUGCACAUUCGUCAGCACAACACAGACACUGGAGGAGCUGACCACUCAUGCAGCAUCUGCGGGAAGUCCCUGAGUUCGGCCAGCUCCCUGGAUCGCCACAUGCUGGUGCACUCGGGCGAAAGGCCUUACAAAUGUACUGUGUGUGGCCAGUCUUUCACCACCAAYGGGAACAUGCACAGACACAUGAAGAUUCAUGAGAAGGACCCCAACAGUGCCACAGCUGCAGCCCCUCCGUCCCCUCUGAAGCGCAGGCGGCUGUCCUCCAAGAGGAAGCUGAGUCAUGAUGCCGAGUCGGAGAGAGAAGACCCAGCACCAGCUAAAAAGAUGGUAGAAGACGGGCAGUCAGGUGACUUGGAGAAGAAGGCCGAUGAAGUCUUUCACUGCCCAAUAUGCUUCAAGGAAUUUGUUUGCAAGUAUGGACUGGAGACCCACAUGGAGACCCAUUCAGAUAACCCACUAAGAUGUGACAUUUGCUGUGUCACCUUUCGAACACACCGAGGACUGCUGCGCCACAACGCACUUGUCCACAAACAGCUUCCCAGGGACGCAAUG